CACAUUAUAUAUACUAAUGAUAAAUGGAGAAUAAAGUUGCUUUGACUUUUUUGUCAGAGGGGCGUUUGCUAGUUAAAAAGUUAAAAUGGGGCGCGGGUAAAAAAUAGUUUGGGAAACACUGAUUUAGACAGAAGCGCAAAGUUUUCGUACUUUGGUUCAGGGGAACAUGUUCUAAAAUUUUGAUACCAGUAUCCAACCAAUUUUUCCAAACUUUUGUGUGUUCAUUGUUUUGUAUAACUUACGGUCAGCCGGUAUAUUUUUUUUCGGGGAAAUCAAAAUAAACUUAUACAGGUACAGUACUGCAAUAUCAGACUAUGCAGGAUUGCAGGGACCAUUUUUUCGCAAAAGUUAAUUUUGUAAUGUACUAAUGCUGUAAUGACGUGCAGAUUGAAUGACUAGCCACAGGUGAUAAUUCUGAAAUUAUUAGGACAUUGCACAUUUUGAAGUGUUGAUGUUUGGCAGUGCACAGAUGUCAGGAUGUACUGAUGUAAGUGGGACACUCGCUGUACCACACGGUUCUGGGGUUACGGUAGGUUGUUCAGCUUAAUCAUAUGGCGAACCACGACCUCGCGUAUUCAUAACGCUCAGCAAUUUCUGACGAUAAGCCACACUGCCAAGCCAUAGUUUGAGUGUUGACUGAAAUCAGAAAAUAGACCAAGCAUGAACACAAAAUUAACCUGUACAAUACAGCAGUACGAGUAUGCUUUUAUGGUACCAUACUGUAACCAAAUGAUUGAAUGAAGUUGUUUCCAAUUGUUACAUUUUACCUAAACUGCCUAAAGUGUUCCUUUUCUUCUUGUCACCAAUUGUUACAUUUUACCUAAACUGCCUAAAGUGUUCCUUUUCUUCUUGUCAAGUAGCUAUCACACUACACAAAUAGGUCAAUCGGACCAUUGAAUUAAAAUAAUACUGUGAUAAUUUAUACACAAAUUGGUGAUAUUGGCUGUGAACUGAAUGCUAUAAUGCGGGUUUAUAAUCUAUCACCAAGUGAUACAUGCCCAUGCAUUGUGCUGAAGUUCAAGUCUUGCACUAUUAUGCUCGACUGCUCCUUGGAUUUAUUAUCUUCUCUGAAGUUUUUACCUUGUGGAUCUACUGAGAGAACCAGUGGAAAGCAUUUGUCAAAAUGGGUGCUACGAGACUCGGAUGGGCAAGUUAUUACUGAUAAUGAACUGAAAGAAUGCUCGGGUUCAGUGUUUGUUGACAGUAGCCCUGAGUUUUGUAUUCCUGAAAUUGAUCUUUUGGACCUGUCAACAGUUGAUGUCAUUUUAGUUUCAAAUUACUUCAAUAUGCUUGCUGUACCAUACCUAACUGAAUAUUGCGGAUUUCAAGGUGCUGUAUAUGCAACGGAUCCUUCACACCAAAUCGGACGUUUGUUCAUGAAAGAAAUGGUGCAAUACUGUCAUCGAUUAUCACCAACGUCCCAAGCAACAAAAUGGAAAAAUGAGGAUUUAGAAAACAACCUACCUGCAUCAUUGAAAGAUGUUUGGAAUAACGAUGUUCUUUCAUGGAGACAGUGUUAUAAUGAAAAUGAUUUACACAAUGCACUUUCAAGAGUGCAUGUUGUUGGUUACGCAGAAAAAAUCAGCAUAUUUGGAAGUUUAACAAUAAGUGCGUACAGUUCUGGAUUUGCGAUUGGAAGCUGUAACUGGUGUAUAAAUUCAGACUAUGAAAAGAUAGUAUACAUGUCUGAUAGCUCGUCUUUAACAACACAUCCGCAGCCGAUGGAUAUUACACCAUUGAGGAACAGUGAUGCUUUAAUAUUUACUGGAUUAAGUAGAAUGCCCACAAAUAAUCCAGAUAAUAUGAUAAGUGAAUUUUGUAGUUGUUUAGCUGUAACGCUGAAAGCUGGUGGUAAUGUCUUGGUGCCAUGUUUUCCAUCUGGUCUUGUUUAUGAUUUACUUGAAUGCCUUCUUGCUUAUUUAGACCAAGCUGGUUUAACAAACAUUCCAAUAUAUUUUAUAUCACCUGUCGCUAAAGACUCAUUGGCAUUUUCACAGGUUUAUUCUGAAUGGCUUCAUCCAAACAAGCAAAAUAAAGUAUACUUACCUGAACCACCAUUUCCACAUGAUGAACUGAUUGCAAUGGGCAAACUUAAGGUUUUUUCUAGUAUCCAUGAAGGUCUGUCUGCAUCUUUCAAAAAGCCAUGUAUUGUCUUUGCUGGCCAUCCAUCACUACGAUUUGGCGAUGCUGUACAUUUUAUAGAAAUGUGGAAAAAUUCAGCAACUAACUCUGUCAUAUUUGUUGAACCAAAUUUUCCAUAUCUAGAAGUUUUGGCUCCAUUUCAACCCCUCCAAAUGAAAGCUUAUCAUUUUGAAAUUGAUACUCGAACAAAUCCAUCGGCAGCAAAUUUAAUAUUAAAUGAUUUAAAAGCAAAACAUGUUAUUGUGCCGACAAGUUAUACAAAACCACCUGUUUUGCAUCCCCAUAGAACUGAUCUCUGUCUUCAGUUGAACCAACCUCUGCUUUGCAUGGACAGAAAAUCAGUUUUACCAAUUGAUGUCAAAAGACAAUUUGAAAAGGUUCAGCUUUCUGCUGAUUUGUCAGCGACAUUAUUACCUGCUGAAGUUAGACCUGGAGUAAUGCUUGCCGCAUUAUCAGGUGAACUUGUAGUCAAAGACAAUAAGCAUAAGUUAAAACUAGUCACCAAGCCAACUCCAGGAAGCAAAAAAAGAAAAUUUCAGGAAGUAAGUGCUUUACACCGACCUCUUAUGUGGGGAAAACUUCAUGUUGAUAAUCUGCUUGACAAUUUGAUUAAAGAAGGCUACACAAAUGCUAAAGUGGAGGAUACAUCUUCUGGUCAUAUGAUUCUUCUUCGAGACACAAUUAUUCAAAUUGACGAAGAUUCAACUCAUAUUGUGUGCGAAGGAAAUGAAUCGUUGAGAAUAAAAUUGAGGGAUAUUUUAUUAAGAAGCUUGUCUGGAUUGUGAAUCAAAAAUAAAAAUAAUUUUACACGAUUGUAAUUUUUAAAAAGUAUUUUAUGCUUCUGCAUUUUGUGCCAGCACAUCUUACUAAAUUGUUUAAAAAAAGGCCAACUUCAUCUCAAUAUUUGCUUAAACCAAAUCGCUGAUUCAGUACCAUUCUGCUGGUAUUUAUGAUGGGACAGGAAGUGGAAAUGAAUAGUGUUGCUAAAUUCUUGUUGUUGUUCUGGAAUAAAAGGCCCUUUUCCACAAUCUAAUGAGAAAUCCAUUUUAAAUUUUCAGUUUUUCAAAACAUCGAAUAUGUGAAAUUUUAUUUUGAAA
Messenger RNA from Styela clava, 3239 nucleotides. Its product is annotated as integrator complex subunit 9-like. NCBI's taxonomy places the organism in Eukaryota, Metazoa, Chordata, Ascidiacea, Stolidobranchia, Styelidae. Gene Ontology annotation, cellular component: integrator complex. Gene Ontology annotation, biological process: snRNA 3'-end processing. The record is from RefSeq and is a predicted model, not a curated record.